Actinia tenebrosa (Australian red waratah sea anemone) is the source of this 2961-nucleotide messenger RNA. RefSeq names its product serine-protein kinase ATM. Gene Ontology annotation, biological process: DNA damage response. Gene Ontology annotation, molecular function: protein serine/threonine kinase activity. Lineage: Eukaryota; Metazoa; Cnidaria; Anthozoa; Actiniaria; Actiniidae. The record is from RefSeq and is a predicted model, not a curated record.
AGGCUUUUAUGAAGUUUUGGCGCAGUGACGGUACGAAUGACUUCCGACGCUUCUUGGACUGGAACUAGUUUAAAUUUUGGCGCCUUUCACUUUUCAGCAGAUGUCUGGCUCUUUCGCACAUUUUCAUCAUGUUUUCCUAAAAUACUUCGGUUUUCUUUAUYUUUCCUUCAAAAUUUGUAACCAUUUUGUGUGCAAACAUGGUAUUAAGAGAUUGUAGUGUAUCAUGCACCUCAGUUUAUAUGUUUUUAGCCUUUUGAACUCAAUUUAAAGCCUUUUCGGUAGAAGAAUUUCGACAUGGCAAAAGAUGUCUCAGAAGUCACGCGGUUGUGUCUCAUGUUAACUUCAGAAAAAGCAAAGGAAAGAAAAGAUUCCUGUGUGUCUGUGCAGCGUUACCUAAAGGAGGCACAUGUGCGACAAGCCAUUGAUGAAAAUACUGAUCACAAGAGGAAGAAUUCAUUGACCUGGGAUGUGAUAUUCUYAAGGGCAAAGGAAUAUGUUAUCAUGGAGAUGGAGCACUUGGAUGGMUUGUCUUCAAAGAAAAGUGCAGCAGAAAUCACAGGCUCUACAAAGACAAGCAGGACUAACAAAAUUAUGUCAGUUGUUUCUUUCAUCAGUUUUGUCAUCAAAGUUGCUGAUUCACGAGGGCCACACUUGAAGAUUUCAGAUGUCACYUCCCACGUCUUAUUUGUGCUGAACUCAGAGUUGUCAAAAUAUAUUGGAAAAGCUUACUGCCAGAUCCUUCUUAAUCUUCUCAAGUCAGCAAUAAACAUUCCCAAAUACAAACAGGAGAUACCCCAGCAGCACUGGAAAGAAAUGCUAGAUAUCUUUAUUACCUUUGCUGCUGAUCCACCAUCAUGGCUACCAAAGGAUUCUGGUCAUGUAACCAGUAUAAUCCAGCUUGUUAUCACUUGUGCACAAUGUCAAGUUCUGCAAAGCCCAAAGCUAUUCAAAUUCUUCUCAGAGGUCUUCAAAGAUCACAGAGAGGGCUUGAGUAUCUCCAACACUGAAAACCUCCUUAGUGCUUUGCAUCGCUUUACUCUGUGUGUUAGUGAGGACUGUAGAGGUCAGGUCUGUGAACUUGGUGAAGUCACCUUUCCACAUUUGCUACGGCUGUGGAGAAAACCUGGCAUACCAUAUAAGGACAACAUUGUUCAGUUUCUGCAGCUUCAAAUGAGCAUCCAUCAUCCAUUGGGUGUACAUACAGAUGAUAACGGUGCAUGGUGUACAGACAGCAAUCACUGGAAGAAAUGUCUACAUAAACUUUAUGAAGCUAUUGUUAAUCAUAUAACACAACUGGGAUCUCGCAUUAGAGGAGCUGGUUCUAAAAUGGACCCUUCUCUGAAGACUUCGUUCCUGGAUUUAGCGGCAGAUGUUUUCCACCAGGUGUUCUGGACGUACUCGUUUGGUACGGCAUUGGAUGUCCAAAAUAUCGACAGUAUACCUGGUAGCAGUGCCAAGAGGCGUAGGAUGGACAUUGGUUUACAUGUUCUUAGAGAGAACCUUGAAAAUAGCACAGAAGGACCUGCAAUGAUAUCUUGGUUGCAAGUCCUUGCUGUGCUGUUUCUCAAGCAUCCAUCCAGUCUUCCUGCCAUUGAAUGUCAUCCAAUACUCUCAGCUCUACAUCAAUUACAGACUAACUGCAAAAGGUGUCAAACUURUUUUCAUCGUUUAGUCCCAGAAAAACUGGUCGAGCCUGACAUAGAUGUUUGGAAGGUUCUUUUAAGCUCAUCUCCAUCCAGAGGUUCCCUAGAGUUUCUGUCAGUUUACCUUCAGCUUUGCCCAUUACCCGAGAGUUUCCAGCCAGCAAGCUCCCUUGUUUUAGCCUCGUCAUCUGAACGAGGCUCCUUUCCCUUUCGUCGACAUCUUCUGGACUGGCUGCUUCCGUUAUCAGAAGCAGGAGAGGGAGGCAAAUCAACGCCUGUUCUUCUCACUCCAAUGUCCUCAAUAAGAUUCUUCAGCACGAAGAUUAUGGCAGAAAUCAUAGCAUCAUUGUGCUUGCGAGUCCCGAGCUCCGCUUUGUUCACYGCAAAGCAGGCAAAGAGAUCUGGCGCCCCUUACAGUGGCUAUCCUUUUCAGAAGGAGUUGUACGAUUUGGAAAARCUUUUUAUUGAGUCAUCCUUUGAUGAAGACCAAAUCGACAAGCACUACCUGGAACAARAUCCCCAGAACCAUCUUUCUUACGCUCCCCGUGAAGCUUCAAGUAACAGCAUCCCAAAGCUACAUUCCCUUCUUCUCGACAGACUCGCACUUCUUGCUGAUAGUCUAACAGAGUUUUUUGAUUCAGAGACGCAGUCUAUUGGAUCUUCUUCAAAGGAUCACUUUGAUCUCUUAACGAGACGUCUUUGGAGUUACGCGCGCUAUUGCACGCUGGUAUGGCACGUGGUAUCUUGUCUGUUGCAAAGCAAUGUGAUUGGUCCAAUUGAACUUAGAAAUAUUGAUGCUGUCAAGAAAACUGGGUUGUUUUUGAAAAGACUCGAUAGUUCUAUUAGCGAGAGGUUUCUAUCAAGUGAGUUAGAUGUCACAUCCAAGGCUGAGAUUAUGACAAACAUCCUUCAAGAACUACAAGAAAUGCUUACAGUGACGCUAGCAAAUCCCGCCAAGAUGGUUCCUAUAUUGAAGAAACUAAUGCCAUCCAACUUUGUAGACGAUUUAAUAAAGAUCUAUCAUGGCAGGUGGGGCCAGUCUUUACUUGGUAGCACGAGACUUGACGUCACAGAUAGUAGUUUCCUGAACCAAACGGCUGGUGGAAUGUCUUCGGAUGAAGAUGGCUUUGAUGAUUUUGAAAUGGAAGUAUCAUCCAAUGACCUGGACUCCACGGCCAUGAUAACAGCUGUUCCCCAGGCAACCAAUUCCACUGCCAGGAACGCAUAUGGUACACUUCGUAAGGUGGUUGCCAUGUUUCUCUCUGCCUGGAGCUCUCUUGAGGUAGAAAGUGGUUUGUUCGGCUCAUGUGAAGUUUGA